AUGACGCUUCACUUGACUCAGUCUAAGCGGUUGCAGAUUUUAAAUGAUCUGAUUGGAUUCAUCGUUGCAUUUGCCGCUUUGAAGAUCUCCGCCAAAAAGGACUCACCUCAAGAUCUGUCCUUUGGCUGGCAGAGAUCCCGACUUCUCGGUGCUUUCUUCAACAGCUUCUUCCUUCUUGCGCUGGGCGUUAGUAUAUUCCUACAAUCCAUAGAGCGUUUUGCGUCUGUCCAGGUUGUGGAACAGCCUAAGCUUGUGCUUAUUGUCGGCUGCAUUGGCCUUGGUCUCAACAUGAUCAGUGCCUCCUUCCUUCACGGUUUUUACUACGAUUUUAACUUACGUCGGCCAGUCACUUAUUUGCCCUUCUUUUUAGAACACGACCAUUCCCAUGGAGGGACCCAAGAGAGCACAGCAAACGCGGAAAAUGGAACAGAGGAGGUCCCUGCCUUGCACCACAACCAUCGCCGCAAAAAUGCCCAACUAUCCUGCAAAGAAUAUGACUUGGGAAUGAUAGGUGUUCUGAUUCAUGUGGUCGGGGAUGCCGCAAACAAUGUUGGCGUUAUCAUCUCCGCCCUGGUGAUCUGGCUCACUUCGUCCCCAGCUCGCUACUACGCAGACCCUGCUGUCAGCAUGGCCAUCGCAGUGGUUAUUCUUAUCACAUCACUUCCAUUAGUGACGAACUCUGGCAGGAUUCUCCUUGAGAGUGUUCCAAACGGCAUAAACCUCGAUGACAUUAAACAUGAUCUUGAAUUGAUACCGGGUGUCCAGUCCAUUCAUGAGCUACAUGUCUGGCGCCUGAACCAAGAGAAGGCAGUAGCAUCGGUUCACGUCGCAAUCGUGAGCGAGCCUGUUUCUGAAUUCGUGAAGAUUGCAAAGAUUAUGAACGAUUGCUUCCACAGUUAUGGCAUCCAUUCGGCUACGGUACAACCAGAGCUUGGAUCGCCGCUUGCAUCCGCAGAUGCUAACUAUCAGAAUAACUGGUCGCGGCUAUGCCAGGUCAAGUGUGGCUCUUCUUCGUGUGAUGUUUUAAACUGCUGUGGUUAA
This is a messenger RNA of Penicillium cataractarum, 1041 nucleotides long. RefSeq names its product cation diffusion facilitator family transporter. Bases 1 to 1041 code for a protein of 346 amino acids. Gene Ontology annotation, biological process: intracellular zinc ion homeostasis; zinc ion transmembrane transport. The transcript has 7 exons. The record is from RefSeq and is a predicted model, not a curated record. Gene Ontology annotation, cellular component: membrane. NCBI's taxonomy places the organism in Eukaryota, Fungi, Ascomycota, Eurotiomycetes, Eurotiales, Aspergillaceae. Gene Ontology annotation, molecular function: zinc ion transmembrane transporter activity.